AAGCACCACGCGGUCGGGCCGAAACUUGAAUGACUUCACCGUUGCUUUCUUGAGAAAAUCCGUUUAGCUUCUCCGCUGCUGCUCCAAUUCCGCUCUGACCGCUUGAUAUGUCGCCGCUACCAGUCUAGCGGUCUGUCCGACAUUUGCUCCGUAUAUGGCCGCGCCCCGUCGUGCCCGGUUUUAUUUUCUUCCGUCCACUCCAUCUCUAUCGCCGCACUGAUCUGAUCGCUCUCGAAACCCUGGGAUCAACCCGGGCGGUGUUCCAGCGAUGGCGAACAAUGCUGCAUAUCAGAUGCCGCAGGUGAAGACCACCUCUAAAUCCUCCAAAACCACCUUCCAUUUCGCCGCCGGCCUCUGCUCCGGCCUCACCUCCUCCAUCCUCCUCCAACCCGCAGACCUCCUCAAGACCCGCGUCCAGCAGUCCCAGCAAACCGCCGCUCUCCUCCCCACCCUCAAAGCCAUCCUCUCCUCCCCCAAUCCCAUCCGCGGGCUAUGGCGCGGCACCCUCCCAUCCGCGCUACGCACAGGCUUCGGCUCCGCCCUAUACUUCACCAGCCUCAACGCGCUGCGCCAGGGACUCGCGCAAACACCGACAGCCUCCGCCGCCGCGGCCGCCUCGUCCUCCGCACUCCCCAAGCUCUCCAACUCAGCCAACCUCACCACCGGCGCCGCCGCUCGGGUAGCGGCCGGCUUCGUGAUGAUGCCGGUGACGGUGCUCAAAGUACGAUAUGAGUCGGACUACUACGCGUACCGCAGCCUGUACGGGGCGGCGCGGGACAUCGUGCGCACGGAGGGCUUCCGGGGCCUGUUCUCGGGGUUCGGGGCCACGGCGGCGCGCGACGCGCCCUAUGCGGGUCUGUACGUGCUGAUCUACGAGCAGCUGAAGCGACGGCUAGCGGCGCUGGCGCACCAGGGGUCCGGGAGCGCCGAGAACCCGCUGGGCUCGUCGUCGUCGUCCUCGAUUAACUUCGUCUCCGGGGGACUGGCUGCUGGACUGGCCACGACGAUCACGAACCCGUUCGAUGCGGUGAAGACGCGGCUGCAGCUGAUGCCGGGCAAGUAUGGGAAUAUGAUGCGCGCGGCGCGUCUGAUGGUCCAUGAGGACGGGGUGCGUAGCUUGUUCGGCGGUCUGGGGCUGCGGAUUGGUAGGAAGGCGCUGAGCUCGGCGCUGGCGUGGACGGUGUAUGAGGAGUUGAUCCUCCAGGCGGAGAAGCAUUGGGCGGCGCAGAGCCAAGCCCAUGUAUAACGAACUGAUUUAUUUGGCUUUUUCAGUGAAGCUCUCUGUAUUUAUAUGUUUGCUCGAGCGCCAUUUGUUGGAGUUAUUCGUUGUGGCGUUUCAAAAAAGAAGGAAUGGCCAUAGACAUGUUUUAAGAUCAGUGUCAGGUACCAGUGCGAAGUGGAUAUCCGGAUGACUGGAUUUAUCUGGGUUCUAAUGACAAGACUCCUCUC
Messenger RNA from Aspergillus steynii IBT 23096, 1449 nucleotides. RefSeq names its product putative mitochondrial carrier protein. Gene Ontology annotation, molecular function: glycine transmembrane transporter activity. The coding region runs from base 269 to 1246 and encodes 325 amino acids. Lineage: Eukaryota; Fungi; Ascomycota; Eurotiomycetes; Eurotiales; Aspergillaceae. The record is from RefSeq and is a predicted model, not a curated record. Gene Ontology annotation, biological process: glycine import into mitochondrion. Gene Ontology annotation, cellular component: mitochondrial inner membrane; mitochondrion. The transcript is spliced from 2 exons.